This is a messenger RNA of Aspergillus mulundensis, 1086 nucleotides long. RefSeq lists its product as uncharacterized. The record is from RefSeq and is a predicted model, not a curated record. NCBI's taxonomy places the organism in Eukaryota, Fungi, Ascomycota, Eurotiomycetes, Eurotiales, Aspergillaceae. The transcript has a single exon. Bases 1 to 1086 code for a protein of 361 amino acids.
AUGAACGCCCUAAUCAACCUCGCCGGCCUCGCAGUAUCAGGCUACUCCUUCUUCGACGUCCUCAAAAGCCAAGAUGUCGACACCGACAAAGUCAUCGGCGUCACCGUGCUUACCGGCUCAGCCCCCAACGCCGGCGGAAGCAUCCCACACCUCGCCGUCUUCGACGAGAACGGCGACCGAAUCGGCCAGUACAAAGGCGACGCAGACGGGCACAUCAACGAAGACGGCACCAAGACAUUCAGCAUCAGCCCGACCCAGAACGGCGGGAAGCAAGCAAGCCCCGACUACCUGCUCAUGGCGAUGCACGAGAACGACGCGCUGUGCAUCACGGCCAUCAUCGUGAGCGGCAACUCGCACCAGUGGGCGUGGACCGGCGACAUGGCGUACACCUGCGACGCCCAGUGGUACCACAGCAAGCGGUCGUACGGGAGCUCGAACGUGCCGAUCCGGUGCGCCUGGUUCGACGCAGACCACAGCAAUGGCAUCAAGGCGAAGGGGUUGACGAUCCACCUGCCUUCGUUCGCGACGGACGAUGCCCUCUUGCAGCAGUACAAGGAUAAGCCGGAGCGGCUGUGCCGCAAUACCAGGCGGAUGACCUUCCACCCGGAGAUCCGGCCGGACGAUCUGGUGACCUUUUUCAGACCCCCUCCGGAGUACACCAUGACCGGGGCGAUGAAGGACCCGGACCAGGAGAACGACCGGGACACGAACGCUUACCCGGAUGGUAAGGGGAAGAGAGAGCACGCGCGGGAAUGGGUGCGCCGGAACGUGACUGCGGUCGGUGUCAGCGGUCUCAAGAACAAUAACCCGGAUCUCUUGAUUGUGAGCAGGCAGAGCCAUAGCGCACGGGAACUCUGCGAGCACCCGAUGUCCCUGGGCCCGGACUUUGUGGAUGUCCCUGAGAAGACGUUCUGUGACAUGGAGACUGGGAGGACUUGGCCGCUUUGCGAGGAGGCUUCUGCCGGGCCAUGCUUUGACCUGGGCAACCGUCAGAUGAAGUAUCCUUCUCUUGCCAGCAGCACCGCCCCUGGCGUAGCCAAGUUUGCGGCGCGUGUGAAGACGUACAAAAGCUUUGAAGAGUGGUAG